AUGUUUCUGCUGGGACGUCGUCUCCUUCUCGGACCACGUGGUGCCGCAGUGGGAGCCACCGUUGGACUUCUAGGCACUGCAAUGGUAGCCAUCAAUCUGCUUUCAUCACCGUCCGGUGUUGCCGCUUGCUCAGCGGCACAACCCCCAGUCACUGGAGUUGAUGGCAAAGCGGCCUCAUCUGUGUACGACUUCACUGCGAAAGAUAUCGACGGCAAGCAGGUUCAGCUUGGCCAGUAUCGUGGACACGUGCUGAUCAUCGUUAAUGUUGCCUCGCACUGUGGUUACACCGAUGGGCACUAUAAGGAGUUUAACCAGCUGUACAAGGAGUAUGCUGAAUCUAAGGGAUUGCGCAUUUUAGCGUUCCCGUGCAACCAGUUCGGUGGGCAGGAGCCGGGCACCAACGCGGAAAUCAAGCAGUUUGCCGCGGAUCGUAACGUACAGUUCGACAUGUUUGCGAAGGUGGACGUGAACGGGGACGAUGCACAUCCGCUGUGGCAGUAUUUGAAGCAGCGCCAGGGCGGCACACUGGUUGACGCGAUCAAGUGGAACUUUACCAAGUUCAUCGUGGACAAGAAUGGGCAACCGGUUGGACGCUACGGUCCCACUACUAGCCCGCUCGAGAUGCGUGACGAACUGGAGAAGUACCUCAAUCAGUAA
Molecule: messenger RNA, 657 nt
Organism: Anopheles marshallii
Lineage: Eukaryota; Metazoa; Arthropoda; Insecta; Diptera; Culicidae
Exons: 3
Coding region: 1-657 (218 amino acids)
Biological process (GO): response to oxidative stress
Molecular function (GO): glutathione peroxidase activity
Source: RefSeq, a predicted model, not a curated record